AUGGAUGGUGCCCAUUUGAAGGGUGAUUUUAAGGAAAUCAUAUUACAUGCAGUAGCUAUGGAUGGGAACAACCAGAUACUGCCCCUUACGCAUGGAAUAUGCAAAAAUAAGGGUGGCCUUACUUGGACAUGGUUUCAUGAAAAGUUGUAUGAAUGUGUUGGUGAUUGUCAAGAAUUGAAUUUUGUCACUGAUAGGGCCGAUGCAAUUCGGGUUAGUAUUGAAAAUGUUUUCCUACAUGCUCAUCAUGGCGUGUGCGCUUUUCAUCUACUAGGAAACAUAGUACACUGGUUUGGGAAAAAUGAUAAAACAAAAGUGUUGUUUUGGAGGCUUGUGAAAGCUUACAAAAGAAAUGUUUUUGAAGAAUUGUGGUAUAGAUUUAGUUCUACUAGGCCGCAAGUAGUAGCGUAUCUAAAUUUAAUUCCCCGUGCUAAGUGUACUAGAGCAUAUUCGCUGUCGAAAUUGUACGAUUACAUGACCUCAAACAGUGUAGAGUCCGUGAAUGCUUUAUCUGUAGAUGCAAGGAAGAUGCCUAUAAUACCCCUUCUUGAGUUCUUCCGCCGUCUUUCACAGGAAUGGUUAACAAACGUCACAUCGGAGGAGGUAUGA
Molecule: messenger RNA, 606 nt
Organism: Lactuca saligna
Lineage: Eukaryota; Viridiplantae; Streptophyta; Magnoliopsida; Asterales; Asteraceae
Source: the annotation of a GenBank genome assembly